AUGACAGACGUACAAAGAACCCCCUUCGUGAGGGAUCUCGCCUCAAGCGACCGCAAGACCCGCGACAAAGCACUCGACUCCCUAACCCUCUUCCUCCGCUCCCGAACAGACCUCUCCCUCAUUGACCUGCUCAAACUCUGGAAGGGUCUUUUCUUCUGCUUCUACCACUCCGACCGUCCCCUCACCCAACAAGCUCUCGCGCGCUCGCUCUCGUACUCCCUCGUCCCGACCCUCCCCCGCCCAACAGUGCACAGAUUCCUGCGCGCGUUCUGGAUUACCAUUGGGCGCGAGUUCCAUGCGAUUGAUCGGUUGCGGUUGGAUAAGUAUAUGUAUUUGAUUAGGUGUUAUGUGGGUGUUGCGUUCGAGAUCUUCGUCAAAGGCAAACAGCAACAACCAGGAAAUGAUGACGGUGGGAAGAAGCGCAAGCGCGAAGAAGAGCAGGCCGCUGCGAAAUCGAAGAACCAGAAGAAACAGAACAAGCGGUCUAAGGGGAAGGACAACACCGACGAACAAUCCAACAGAAUAUCCAACGGCACCACCACCACAACCGCAACCACCGAUACCCAAACCCCCACAACAACCACAGACUCGGACGCCGCCAAAUGGACCGACCUAAAAUCCUACCUCAGUAUAAUCUCCGAAGGACCCCUCAACCCCCUAAACUUCGACCCCGACCAAGACACCUCCAUCAAUGAGAAAACCGACUACGUGCCUAUGCCGCACGGUCCCGACGGUCUGCGCUACCAUCUUCUGGAUAUCUGGAUCGACGAGUUGGAGAAGGUUCUCGAAUUCGAACAAGGGGACUCCGAGGAAGGAGAGGAGACGAAGCCGAGGAAGGUUAUUAGUGAGGCUCCUAUGGAUCUUAUCCUGGGUCCUAUUGAGACACUCCGCGUGGAGGGGUUGCAUAAGCCCGUUCGGACUCGUGCUGCGGAGGCGUUGCAGGACGAGAGAUUGUUUGAGUGGGGGUUUAAGGAGAGGAAGGUCGAGAGUGAGGAUGAGGAUGAGGAGAGUGAGGAGUGGGGUGGAUUUGACUAA
Molecule: messenger RNA, 1035 nt
Organism: Aspergillus chevalieri
Lineage: Eukaryota; Fungi; Ascomycota; Eurotiomycetes; Eurotiales; Aspergillaceae
Product: ribosomal RNA processing 1 family protein
Exons: 3
Coding region: 1-1035 (344 amino acids)
Biological process (GO): rRNA processing
Cellular component (GO): nucleus; preribosome, large subunit precursor; preribosome, small subunit precursor
Source: RefSeq, a predicted model, not a curated record